Messenger RNA from Rhodamnia argentea, 1709 nucleotides. RefSeq lists its product as uncharacterized. The record is from RefSeq and is a predicted model, not a curated record. NCBI's taxonomy places the organism in Eukaryota, Viridiplantae, Streptophyta, Magnoliopsida, Myrtales, Myrtaceae. Bases 91 to 1386 code for a protein of 431 amino acids. The transcript is spliced from 6 exons.
CUUCUCUCUCUCUCUCUCUCUCACACACACUCUCUCUCACUCUCAAACCACUUCCACGGCCUCGCUUAUCUCUCUCUCUCUCUCUCUCUAAUGGCCAGCACAAGUAGCAGAGACAGAGAGGACGCGCUCUCCUCAUUCGCCGCUCACAACCAUUCGCAAUCGUCGUCUCCGAUCACGGUCUCCGACCACCUCGCCAUCUACGCCGAGCCUUCCGGAAGCGCCCCGGGGAGCUUCCACAAUGAGGGGCUGCUCGGCGGCGGCGGCGAGGGCGGAGGCGACGCCGAGUUCGGCUUCGCUCGCCCCGAGUUCCGGCAGGCCCAGCUCGCUGGCACCGUGCAGUUCUACGAGCGCCACAUCUUCCUCUGCUACAAGAACCCUAAGGUCUGGCCGCCGAGAAUCGAGGCGGCCGAGUUCGAUCGGCUGCCGAGGUUGCUUUCCGCCGCUGUUGUGGCCAGGAAGAAUGAUAUGAGGAAAGAGACCCUCCUAACCAUCUGUGAGGGGCAUGAUGGUACAGAGACGUCCAAUGGGGAUGUGUUGAUAUUUCCAGACAUGAUAAGAUACAGGAGAUUAACCCAUUUUGACGUGGAUACAUUUGUUGAAGAAGUUCUCGUUAAAGAUGGUGAAUGGCUUCCUGGAGCACCCGAAUCCCUAAAUGGUUCUUAUGUUUUUGUAUGUUCCCAUGGAUCACGGGAUCGUCGUUGUGGAGUCUGUGGGCCUGCUCUUGUUAGUAGGUUCAGGGAAGAGAUAGAGUUGUGUGGUCUCCAUGGUAAAGUUACUGUUAGCCCUUGUUCACAUGUUGGGGGUCACAAGUAUGCUGGAAAUGUUAUAAUAUUUGGACCAGAUUUUAGUGGAGCCAUAUCGGGGCAUUGGUACGGGUAUGUGUCUCCAGAUGAUGUGCCCAUAUUGUUGGAGCAACAUAUUGAGGGAGGGAAAAUUGUAGAAUGGCUGUGGAGGGGCCAGAUGGGUUCGUCAGAAGAUGCACAGAAGACGUUACAUGAGCAAAGGUUCCAAUUAGAUGGUAACGUGACUGUGAAUAAGGGCAAAGAGCUAACAGGGACAUGGAUGGACAAGAAAAAGACUGAUGUUUUUGAAACUCCUGUUGAGGUUAUGGUUUGUUGCCAGGGAAAUGGGGACUCAUCUUGUUGUGAGCAACCUCUUUUACCAGAGAAGACAGAUGAGAGGGCUGCGAAAUUGACUUCUGGAAGGAAGAUUGGCAAAAAGCUGUUGUCCCACACAAAGAGUGGUAAAAGCGUAGGUGCACGUAAAGUCUGUUCAAUGCCAACUUGGUUAGAGAGUUGGGAGCAGGAAGAUACAUAUGCAGCACUCGCUGUUGUUUUUGCUGCAGUGUCGGUUGCUGUUGCAUAUAGCUGCUAUAAACAAUUAUGAUAGGGUGUCUACAUAAUCUUCCAUGCUUCAUGAUGAAAUGCACUGGUGGAUUUUCCCCUCCAAUAUUUAGGGGGAUCGUUUAUUUGUACAUGUCAGGAUCAUGGAAGGGCGGGCUUCAUCCUUAAUGUCCAAUGGCCUUGAUUUAUGUAUGGCCCUUUUAACCUGUUGUCCUAUAUGUCGAAUUCACAUAUUCUACCUUGUGUUUUUAGGCGUGCCCGCCCCUUCGUGUGCAGAAAGGUCUUGCUUGUUUUGGCUAGGUAGCUUUUGGCUUGUAAAUAUAACCUUUUAAAUAUGAAUAAGUGAUAUCGUGUGUUAUUACUUGG